UUUAAACGCCCCUUUUCCCAUUAUAUCUUAUAUUUUACACAAUUAUUGGCCCAAAUAUUAUAAUUAUUUUUUUUCUUUCUAAUUUUUGGGGUUUUGUCCUUUUACAGGGGGAGAUAGUUUUGCAAUUGAGUCCUCCCCAGACUAUCACCGACUCAGCACCAUCGUCACCCCAUCAUCACCGCCGUCGCGACCACAACUCAGUCCUCCCUCUCAAAUCUUGGUCGUCGAUUCUCAGACUCACUGACUCUCCUCCCUCUCGAACUCUAUCUCCCAGCCUGACUGACUGACUCUCCUCCCACUCGAAUCUCGAUAGCUGAGUUCCCUCCUUCAGCUCCUCUGAAGUCGACUCCGACCACCACCUGACGGUCCAUCUCGAAGCCAAAAUCUUCAAACAAAAGGUCUUGCACGGUGACAGGAUCUGUUUUGGCUGGUAUUGAAGGGGCAGAUGGCGGUUUUCAGUUUCUACAAACUUGUAUAAAAUCUUGAAGCCUCAAGACUUGCUAGUGUGUGCUGUCAAAUUCUGAGAUUAGGAUGGGUUGUGGGUGUUCCAACCUCUCUGCGUGUUGUUGGGGCCCAGAAGUUGACGGACCAGUUCUUGAGACCCAAAGUGUGGAAAAUGAGGAGAGCAAUGAACUUGAUUUGCCUGCAUUUCAUGAAUACACAAUCGAGCAACUUAGGAUGGCAACAUCUGGAUUUGCUGUGGAGAAUAUAGUUUCUGAACACGGGGAAAAGGCCCCAAAUGUGGUUUACAAAGGGAAGCUUGAGGAUCAAAGACGGAUAGCUGUCAAAAGAUUCAACAGAUCAGCUUGGCCUGAUACCCGACAAUUUUUGGAAGAAGCAAGGGCUGUUGGGCAGCUCCGGAACACCCGAUUGGCAAAUUUACUUGGUUGUUGCUGGGAAAGUGACGAGAGACUACUUGUUGCUGAAUAUAUGCCCAAUGAUACAUUGGCAAAGCAUUUAUUCCAUUGGGAAACACAACCCAUGAAGUGGGCAAUGCGGUUAAGGGUGGCUUUAUAUCUUGCACAGGCCCUUGAAUAUUGUACCAGUAAAGGACGUGCCCUUUAUCAUGAUUUAAAUGCAUAUAGAAUUGUCUUUGAUGAUGAUUGUAACCCUAGACUUUCAUGCUUUGGUCUGAUGAAAAACAGUAGAGAUGGAAAAAGCUACAGUACAAACCUGGCAUUUACUCCUCCUGAGUAUCUAAGGACAGGAAGAGUUACUGCAGAAAGUGUAAUGUAUAGCUUUGGCACCCUUUUGCUUGACCUCCUCAGUGGAAAACAUAUUCCUCCGAGCCAUGCACUUGACCUUAUUCGCGACAGGAAUCUUCAGAUGCUAACAGAUUCUUGUUUGGAAGGCCAAUUCUCAAAUGAUGAGGGAACAGAAUUAGUCCGUUUGGCUUCAAGAUGUUUGCAAUAUGAACCGCGAGAGCGUCCUAAUCCAAAGUCAUUAGUUGCUGCCUUGGUUCCUCUUCAGAAGGACACAGAGGUUCCUUCUCAUGUAUUGAUGGGUAUACCACAUGGUGCAGCAGCUUUACCUAAUCUAUCACCAUUUGGUGAAGCUUGUGUGAGGACGGAUUUAACGGCUAUUCAUGAGAUCAUAGAAAGUAUUGGAUACAAGGAUGAUGAAGGUGCAGCAACUGAGCUUUCAUUCCAGAUGUGGACCAACCAGAUGCAGGAGACAUUGAACUCAAAGAAAAAGGGUGAUGUUGCUUUCCGUCAUAAAGAUUUCAGAGCUGCAAUUGAGUGCUACUCCCAGUUUAUUGAUGUCGGAACCAUGGUUUCCCCGACAGUUUUUGCACGCCGUAGCUUGUCAUACCUCAUGAAUGAUAUGCCACAGGAAGCCUUGAAUGAUGCGGCACAAGCCCAAGUGAUUUUCCCUGUUUGGCACAUAGCCUUGUAUUUGCAAGCUGCAGCACUUUUGGCACUUGGAAAGAAUGACGAGGCACAGGUAGCCCUCAAAGAGGGUAGUGUACUUGAAAGUAAAAGGAGUGCAAGCGCUUGACGGUUAGCUGCUAAAGGUGGAACAUGAAUCUCUUUCCUUUGUAUUGAACCGCUCUUUUCCGGAAAGAUGAGCACUGGACAGGGACUCUUAGUCAGGAGGUUAAUCAGUCAUCGAGUAGGCCGCAGAGACGGAAGAGAAGCAAGUCAUUAAUCUUCUAUUGCAUGACUGGUUCGUGCGUUGUGGAUGUUGAAGCAUUCUUUGGCAAAAUUUACUGGACGGGUUGGUUUGGUCUCUUUUGUUUAUGACGAAUUUGCCCUUCAUUGUUGUUCAAAUGACCUGUUUCCAAUACAAGAAUGUUGGGGAAAUAAUCACAUCAUAUGAUGCAUUUGAAACGUUAUAUAUAUUUGUAAAGGAUUUAAUCUUCUGUUGUUUUGAUCUUGCAUUGAAAAAGAGGUGAAGAGAAGUGCUGACAAUGGCAUGUUUGUAA
Messenger RNA from Pyrus x bretschneideri (Chinese white pear), 2425 nucleotides. Its product is annotated as serine/threonine-protein kinase BSK7-like. Gene Ontology annotation, biological process: brassinosteroid mediated signaling pathway; protein phosphorylation. The record is from RefSeq and is a predicted model, not a curated record. NCBI's taxonomy places the organism in Eukaryota, Viridiplantae, Streptophyta, Magnoliopsida, Rosales, Rosaceae. The transcript has 11 exons. Gene Ontology annotation, molecular function: protein kinase activity; ATP binding; protein binding. Bases 532 to 1998 code for a protein of 488 amino acids.